AUGGGAAAUGGAUACAAUCAUCGCCAAACUCUUCAUCAUCUUCAUCACAAGAACACAUUCCUGCCUAUGUUGUGUUCAAGGCCUUCAAUCAAAGAUGUGGCAAUACCCAGAUGGAAAAAAGAUCGAUCUUCUUCAUCAUCAAACGAUCCUCUGUCCCCAAAAAUUGAUUGUAUGGGUCAGGUCAAGCCAAAUGACAAAUUCAAUUUGGGGUUUCACACAUCUCGCAAAAUUUUAGUCUCAACUAAAAACAUCAACAGCCCUGUCAAGUAUUUCAAGCUCAAGAAGAUUUUCUCAAGCAAGAAUUACAGUGUCAACACAAGUAGUACCAGUGCCACACCCACCACCAAUAACAACAGAAUUUGCAGAAGAAGAGGAGCGAGUUUUAAUUGUGGAAGUGGACCCAAGAUUGUUGAUGGUAAGGAGAAUUCUGGGUUUGUCAAUCUAGUUGAGAUGGACCCUCCAUUGCCUGUGAUUAGGAAAGUGAAACCAACAACAGAUGGAGGAGGUGGAGCUGCGGAGAGUCUUUGGAAGAGGAGAUCCGGUGGGGUUGCAUUGCAGAGUUUGAGGCUUCAAGAGAUUCAAAUCAAUAGACAUGCUGGGUCUGGGAUAGCAGUUUCAGGUACAGAUCAGCAUCAAUUGACUCCUACAUUCAAAGAUUACAAGUCACAUUCCCAGAGAUUGUGA
Tripterygium wilfordii is the source of this 684-nucleotide messenger RNA. RefSeq lists its product as uncharacterized. The transcript has 2 exons. The record is from RefSeq and is a predicted model, not a curated record. Lineage: Eukaryota; Viridiplantae; Streptophyta; Magnoliopsida; Celastrales; Celastraceae. Bases 1 to 684 code for a protein of 227 amino acids.